Messenger RNA from Brachypodium distachyon (stiff brome), 1919 nucleotides. Its product is annotated as pyruvate kinase isozyme A, chloroplastic. Lineage: Eukaryota; Viridiplantae; Streptophyta; Magnoliopsida; Poales; Poaceae. Gene Ontology annotation, molecular function: potassium ion binding; magnesium ion binding; pyruvate kinase activity. Gene Ontology annotation, cellular component: cytoplasm. The record is from RefSeq and is a predicted model, not a curated record. The coding region runs from base 112 to 1734 and encodes 540 amino acids. The transcript has 7 exons. Gene Ontology annotation, biological process: glycolytic process.
CAGAGAUACAAACAACUGCUGCAGUCUCCUCUGAUCCUCUCUCCCUCGCAUCGUCCGCCCGCCACCAUCACAACGUCCUCCGCCGCCGCCAGCCAGCAAACCCUAGACCUAAUGGCCACCUCCGCCGCCACUAGCUCCUUCCCUUCCUACCUGAUCCCGGCCUCCGCCUCCCGCCGCCAAGGGUCUCAUCGAAUCCGGGCGUCCUCGUCGGUGGAGGGGGUGAUGGACGUGGUAUCGGAGGCGGAGCUGAGGGAGAAGGGGUUCAUGGGGAUGCGGAAGACGAAGCUGAUUUGCACGGUGGGACCCGCGUGCCUGGAUGCGCUGCCGGCGCUGGCACGCGGCGGGAUGGGCGUGGCGCGGGUCAACCUCUGCCACGGCGGCCGCGAAUGGCACCGCGCCGCAAUGCGCGAGGUGCGGAGGCUCAACGAGGAGGAGGGUUUCUGCGUCUCCCUCAUGGUCGACACAGAGGGCUCUCAGCUUCUCGUCGCUGACCACGGUGGCAGUGCCUCCGUCAAAGCCGAGGAUCGGUCUGAAUGGUUAUUUACAAGUAAAAAAACUGAGAAAGCUCGUCCAUCUACAAUGCAUGUGAACUUUGAUAAGUUUUCUGAAGGCAUUUUAGUUGGUGAUGAGCUUGUCAUAGACGGUGGAAUGGCAACAUUUGUAGUUACAGAGAAGAUCAGGAAUGAUCUGCACUGUAAGUGCACAGACCCAGGUUUGCUUCUUCCUCGAGCCAAGUUGUCAUUCUGGAGGGACAGAAAAUUAGUUGAAAGGAACUUUGGGCUUCCUACAUUGUCGGCAAAGGAUUGGGCUGACAUAGAAUUUGGGAUAACUGAAGGAGUCGAUUGCAUUGCUCUUUCAUUUGUAAAAGAUGCUAAUGACAUCAAGCACCUUAAGACUUACCUGUCCAGAAGAUCAUUAGAACACAUCAAAAUAUUUGCAAAGAUUGAGAGUCUUGAAUCUCUCAAGAACCUGAAAGACAUCAUAGAGGCAUCGGAUGGAGUUAUGGUUGCACGUGGUGAUCUUGGAGUUCAGAUUCCUCUAGAACAAAUCCCAGCCAUCCAAGAGGUGAUUGUUGAACUAUGUAGAAACCUGAACAAGCCUGUGAUAGUUGCUUCUCAGCUUCUCGAAUCAAUGGUUGAAUACCCAACACCAACACGUGCAGAGGUGGCAGAUGUUUCUGAAGCAGUGCGGCAAUACGCUGAUGCUAUAAUGCUAUCAGCAGAGUCAGCUAUCGGUGCAUAUCCUGAGAAAGCUCUCUCUGUUCUUCGCGCCGCUAGUGAGAGGAUGGAGUCAUGGAGCCGUGAGGAAAACAUGCAAAGACUUCUUCCACAAUAUCAGCUUGCCAUAGCUCUGCCUGACCGGAUUUCGGAGCAAAUUUGCACUAGUGCUGUGGAAAUGGCAAACAACCUUGCCGUAGAUGCCAUCUUUGUUUACACAAAGCAUGGCCACAUGGCGUCACUCCUAUCGCGGAACCGGCCCAACCCUCCCAUCUUUGCGUUCACUGAUGAUGCCAAUUCGAGAAAGAGCAUGAACCUUUACUGGGGAGUAAUUCCACUUCAGUUACCGCUAUCAAAGAGCAUGGAUGAUAACUUCAAGCAAACCAUCAAACUACUGAAGUCCAAGGGUUCAGUGAAACCUGGAGAUUCUGUCUUGGUUGUCGCUGACUCAGAUCUAAACCAACCUCGUGCUGCUUCAUCAGUGUUCCAAUCCAUUCAGGUUCGGUUAGUGGACUAGGUUAGGCAUGAUUGAAAUGAUCACUGCUCGAAAACACGGAUGUCUGUUUACUACACGAAAGGUUACUCCAAAUGUGUUAACAGUGAAUGAUUUGUGGGUUUGUUCAUGGAUUACUUGUUUUCACUGCCCAAUAAGGUGCUAUUUGAUCAUUUUGAUAUUGACGAACACUGUUGCUGCUGUACACU